AUGUGUAUACAAAUAUUUUUAUAUAUGUAAAUGUAUAUAUUUUUAACCCUGAGACAGUAUAAAUACACAACAUAUAUCAGUCUUGAAGCAGUAAAAAUGUUUGCCACCUCCUUCUUCUUUAUACUGACCAUCAUUUCCAAGACAUGCAUUAUUAUUGCUUCAUCAACCGAUACGUCUUCACCAAAAUUCCCUGCCAUUUUGAUCUUCGGAGAUUCAACAGUGGAUACCGGGAAUAACAAUUACAUUAAGACAUUGUUUAAGGGUAAUUACUACCCUUAUGGCAAAGAUUUCCCAGGUCAUGUUCCUACCGGGAGGUUUUCCAAUGGAAAACUUGUACCUGACUUCAUUGCCUCUACGCUGAAGAUCAAAGACAUUGUUCCGCCAUUCCUGAAACCAAACCUCUCGGAUGAGGAACUCCUAACCGGUGUCAGCUUUGCUUCAGCUGGAUCCGGAUAUGAUGAUUUGACUACUGUUGCAUCCGGAGUCAUCCCGGUUUCAAAGCAAAUUGAGUAUUUCAAGAAAUACAUAGAAAGAAUUCAGGGUAUUGUAGGCGAAAAAGAAGCAAAAAAUAUAGUUAAAAGAGCUUUGGUUCUAAUAAGUGCAGGUACUAAUGACUUAGUAAUCAAUUUCUAUGACACACCUACAAGAAGAUUAGAGUUCGAUAUUAAUGGGUACCAAGAUUUUCUUCAGAAAAAUCUGAAAAAGUAUAUUGAGGAACUUUAUGAGCUUGGAUGCCGUAAAAUAUCAGUUUCUGGGCUUCCUCCAAUUGGCUGCUUGCCUAUUCAAAUGACUGUAAAAUUUGAGAACCCCUUGGAUCGAAAAUGUUUAGAGGAUGAGAAUUUAGGUUCUCAAACUUACAACUACAAGCUUUCAAAGCUGUUAGCUCUUUUACAGGUACUGCUUCCAGGAAGCAAACUUGUAUAUGCAGAUAUCUAUGACCCAUUGAUCGAUAUGAUCAAGCAUCCACAGAAGUAUGGUUUUGUAGAAACAAAAAGAGGAUGUUGUGGGACCGGUUUAGUGGAGGCCGGACCCUUUUGUAAUUCGCUCACACCACCAUGCAACGACGCAUCACAAUACGUAUUCUGGGACACCGUACAUCCAAGUGAAGCAGCUUACCAGUUUCUUUCUAUAUACUUGGAAAAGGAAGUCCUUCCCAAGCUCUUAUACAAUAACCAAUCACACUCGUUGAUACAUUCAAUUGGAAAAAUGAAUGCUCACUGAUGUAAGAAUAGCUACCAUAUUUCCACCACUUUGAUAGCUUUCCGUUAAAGAAGAAAUGGGAAAUUAAUACAGUGCUAUACUGUUUAAAUAGCUUAAUGCCUAUUAUAAUUUAAAUAUGGAUUUGUAUUCUAUUGCGUUGCGUGUACAUAUGAUCUAAUAUAUUUAUCAUUUUACAAUCUGAA
This is a messenger RNA of Ziziphus jujuba (common jujube), 1403 nucleotides long. RefSeq names its product GDSL esterase/lipase At2g30310. NCBI's taxonomy places the organism in Eukaryota, Viridiplantae, Streptophyta, Magnoliopsida, Rosales, Rhamnaceae. Bases 31 to 1221 code for a protein of 396 amino acids. The record is from RefSeq and is a predicted model, not a curated record. The transcript is spliced from 3 exons. Gene Ontology annotation, molecular function: hydrolase activity, acting on ester bonds.